Ostrinia nubilalis (European corn borer) is the source of this 2250-nucleotide messenger RNA. RefSeq names its product cell surface glycoprotein 1-like. The transcript is spliced from 9 exons. Bases 352 to 2160 code for a protein of 602 amino acids. NCBI's taxonomy places the organism in Eukaryota, Metazoa, Arthropoda, Insecta, Lepidoptera, Crambidae. The record is from RefSeq and is a predicted model, not a curated record.
GUUUUCCGUGCGUUUUCCAUUUGUUUUCCAUUUAAUUUUCAGGUGGAUUUCAGUCUCGAAAAUACAAAGAAAUAUCUCACUAAAGAUUUGGCCGUAAGGAUACUAUCCGAAGCCGUUAAAUCUGUUUGAAAAAAAAAGUCUCGUAAGGUUUGGUUUAACUUAACUCAGCUUAUCUCCGACUCCGAGUUCCAUUUUGACUACUAAGGACUUCGAUUGGACUUUCUUUCUUGAUCUAAUUUGACUACGUAUCUGGACUCCGACACUGCUGUUAAUCUUAUUGACCAUUGGCUAACCCGUGGAACUUGCACUCAGCUUGCACGAAGACCCCGCUCGUGAAAAAGGACAUAAGACAUGCCUCCGCAUAAGUGCUCCUAUUUUAGGUGUACAAAUGUGUCAAAUAUGAAGUCAAUGUUCCGAUUCCCUUGGAAGGAACCAAAACGAUUAAAAUUAUGGUUAAAUAACUGUGGUAACAUGCAAUUAGCCAAUAUGGCAACUCAACGAUUGCGGGCUAGAUAUUUAUGUGUUGAUCAUUUCGACCAAAAACAUGUCCGCAACCAUAAAGGAGCCAGGACGACUCUUUUAAGGCACGCUAUUCCAGAACACUAUCAAAAUCAAUCUUUGCCAGGUGAAAAAAAACACACUGAAGAUACAAUACCGUUCAUCUUCUUUUGCGUGUCAUGCGCGACGUAUGUAUGCGACACGUGGCAGGACGAACUACACCAGCGUCACUACGUGGUCCGCGGGCCUAGAGGCUGCCCCAUGAACGAGUGGAUGGAGGUAGUGAGAAAAGUCCGGGAGGUGUUCUUUUUGUCUGCACUGAGCCAGACGAGGCCCCCUGAGAAGCCUCCCCGCGAAGAGAGGCCAUCCGAAGUGAGGCCCCACGUAGAAGGGCAACCCGAGGAAAGGCCCCCAGCUGGAGAGAGUCCCCCCAAAAAUGGGCCACCCGGAGAGAGUCCCCCCAAAAAUGGGCCACCCGGAGAGAGGCCCCCCGAAGAGAGGCCACCCGGAGAAAGGCCUCUGGUCAUCCCAAAAGAGGAGCCUGAGCAUAGCGUACAGAAAAGCGAUUCGGAUUAUGAUAUAUUCGAGGGUAUUAAACCAGAACUGGAAGUAGAAGAUACCAACGUAUUCGACGGGAGCCUGGAAGACCCAUUCGCGUCCAUUGGACCUCAGGUCGUACCAAAAAUGAAAAUUAAGUCGGAGUCGCCUGAUGAAAAUCCGCCCUGGUUGGAACGUCGUCUGUCCAUUGAGCCAGAACCUCCUGAUGAGAGUCCCAAAGACACGCUGGUAGAACCAUCGCCAGAGAUAACCUUUCCUUCGGCUUCUCUCGAAUGCCGUCUGUUCACCGAGCCAGAACGGCUAAAUGAGAGUCCCAAAGACACGCAGGCACAACCAUCGCCAGAGAUAACCUUUCCUUCGCCCUGGCUUGAAAGCCGUCUGUUCACCAAGCCAGAACCUCCUGAUGAGAGUCCUAUAAACACGCAGGCACAGCCAUCGUCAGAGACAACGUUUCCUACGGCCUCACUCGAAUGUCGUCUGUUCACCGAGCCAGAAGGUCCUGAUGAGAAUCCCAUAGACACGCUGGAAGAACAAUCGCCAGAGAUAACAUUUCCUUCGGCUUCGCUCGAAUGCCGUCUGUUCACCGAGCCAGAACCUCCUGAUGAGAGUCCUAUAGACACGCAGGCACAACCAGCGUCAGAGAUAACCUCCACUUCGCCCUGGUUGGAAAGCCGUUUGUUCAUCAAGCCAGAACGGCUUAAUGAGAAUCCCAUAGACACGCAGGCACAACCAGCGUCAGAGAUAACCUUCCCUUCGCCCUGGCUGGAAAGCCGUCUGUUCAUCAAGCCAGAACCUCCUGAUGAGAAUCCCAUAGACACGCUGGCAGAACCAUCGCCAGAGAUAACCUUUCCUUCGGCCUCGCUCGAAUGCCGUCUGUUCACCAAGCCAGAACCUCCUGAUGAGAGUCCUAUAGACACGCAGGCACAAUCAUUGCCAUCAAUAACCUUUUUUUCACCUUGGCUUGAAAGCCGUCUGUUCACCGAGCCGCUAGCGUCGCCAGCAGUCAUCGAGAACUGGAGGCCUCCGCUUAAAAGGUGCUCCUUUCGCACGUAUGCAAAAUGUUCAAAGACAUCAGCGAUUAAAGACCCGGGGAAAAAAAUCUGAAGUCCCAAUACCGAAGCUGGGUCUCCGUCCGCAGCAAGCGCUUUAAUCAAAUCAAAUCAAAAUAUUUAUUUGCUUUUAUGGGUUUUACAC